Molecule: messenger RNA, 1196 nt
Organism: Aspergillus versicolor CBS 583.65
Lineage: Eukaryota; Fungi; Ascomycota; Eurotiomycetes; Eurotiales; Aspergillaceae
Product: spindle checkpoint protein MAD2
Exons: 7
Coding region: 94-771 (225 amino acids)
Biological process (GO): mitotic spindle assembly checkpoint signaling
Cellular component (GO): kinetochore; cytoplasm; nucleoplasm
Source: RefSeq, a predicted model, not a curated record
CAAAGCUCAACUUCUUCCACUCUCAAACCCCCUUCAGCAGCAGAAACGCACUCAUCUUCUGGUGAUAUUCAAUUGCACACAUAUUAGAUUGCAAUGUCUGCGUCAAAAGAUAAGUCCAAGGUUCACAAGCUCUCCUUGAAAGGAUCCGGAAAGCUUGUGGCCGAAUUCUUUGAAUACUCUAUCAACUCCAUCCUGUUCCAACGAGGGGUGUAUCCUCCAGAGGAUUUCACAACUGUCAAGAAGUAUGGCUUGAACAUGCUCGUCACCGCCGAUGAUCAGGUGAAGGCGUACAUCAAGAAGAUCAUGUCUCAAUUGAACAAAUGGAUGCUAGGGGGCAAGAUCUCCAAGCUCGUUGUUGUUAUUACGGACAAAGAGACUGGUGAGCACGUGGAGCGAUGGCAGUUUGAUGUGGAAAUAUUUGGGAAGAAGUCCAAGAGUCAGUCGACUCGCAAGUCAGGCGAUAAGGAGAACGAUACGCCGGGAGAUGCCCAGUCCGAAUCCCCGGAAGCCGAGAAAACAGAAAAGCAAAUCCAAGAGGAGAUCCAGGCUAUCUUCCGACAAAUCACUGCCUCUGUUACAUUCCUUCCCGUGUUGGACGGCGACUGCACAUUCAACGUCCUUGUUUACGCAGAUGCAGACUCGGAGGUUCCGGUCGAAUGGGGCGACAGCGAUGCCAAAGAUAUCAAGAAUGCCGAGAAGGUACAACUUCGGAGCUUCAGCACCAACAACCACAGGGUAGAGACGAUGGUCAGCUACCGUCUUGCCGAUUAAACGUGAAAUGAGAAGCUGGUCAGGCGUUUUGUCGGAGUCACCUUGUUGUUUUCUAGGUUAUUUCCGGGUAUAUAACAGAUAUCUCGCAUCAUAAUGAUUAACAAUGAUAUAUGAUCAUCACGCUCUACACCAAGGCAGCUCUAUUAUCCAGGGAAACCACUCGCCGCUAUCCCAGCAAACCAAAUCCUCAACCACAGUUUCCAAACCAACACCAACCCACAGUCCCCUUUCCAUUCCAUCAACCCAUCCUCGCUUCACCCUCUUGUCCUUCAACUCGCCCCCAACGCCAUACUUAUCCUCUCUCCAUAGCCCUAUACCCCGUUUCUCCUCUCCCUCCACCAACUCUUCUAAUGGCGUCACCUCCUCUGGCGGAUUUAUCCCAACAACACUCCCUCUACCCUGUUCACCCAUCCCCACAGCCGGGA